Messenger RNA from Dujonia railenensis, 2226 nucleotides. Lineage: Eukaryota; Fungi; Ascomycota; Pichiomycetes; Serinales; Debaryomycetaceae. The record is from the annotation of a GenBank genome assembly.
AUGAUAAAUAGUUCUCAAGACAAUAGCCGUGCUUCUGGUCAAUCUGGCGCUUCAGUCUCUUCUGAACAUGAGACCGAUGACCCAGGUCUGGUACCACUUGACCGUCUACUGUAUAGUAUUCUUCCUUCAUAUCAAAUGCACCAAGCAAUUGUUGCAAAAUCUUUGGAAUUUUCUCCCGAUUCAAACCAGCAGGUUCCAAAAUACGAUGAGAGCCAGGUACCAAGAGACCAUGAUUUGCAAGAUAGACUAGAAGGAUUGAACCUAACUACAGCCGAUCCCUACUUUGAGAGUAGGGAAACACAAAGUAGCAAUUAUCUAUAUGCCCCGAGCAAUGCUUCUACUAAUUUGCAAUCAUUCUUCUCUUCUGUUCCAGAGAGUGCAAGUUCUCAAGAUGACUCUCAAGCAAUAGAUCCAUGGACUUCAAAUCUCAGCAUGACAACUACCCAAGGUGAUGGUGAUGACUCAGGAUUUUCUUAUGUAACACCAGAAAUUGGGAAUAGCAUUUUGAAUUUCCAUCAUAACAUUCGACAAACGAGCAGCUUGUCUUACAAUGCGAUAGAUAUGUCUAUCCAUUUCACGUCAGACGCCGCUAUUCCAGGCACAAUCCCCAAUUUGAUAAAUUCUGAGACUGAAAAGUUCCAUACUAAUGGUGACCAUAUAUAUGGGUUUGUAAUCUCUGAAAAUACGACCAAGGAGCCAAUUCCUUUUAGUAUGUUUUAUGUUUUAUUUGAAGGAAACAUGUAUUUGUCAAAGAACAUAUUUACAAAGAUGAAAAACAAGCCUGCUAGUACCAAAAACUUCUUGCAAAGUGUUGAUCUAUGUGCAAGUUCUAAUUAUUCCGAAUCAAGAAGAGUUUUAAACUACGAUCCUAUUGAUGAUACGCACUUGGCUUUCAGUGAAGAUCGAAUUAUGUAUCCGGGAAUUAAAUACAAGAGGUAUUUUUCAUUUCAAGUUCCUUAUAAGUUACUUGACUACUACUGUGAGAAGGAAGGCUUAAUGAGACAGUCAGAACUACCUCCUUCAGUAGACUCAAUAAAUUCAGAGAAUAUGUCAUUCUUCAACGCUACUGUUGAAUACUCCAUUGAAGCAAUAUUUGUUGGGAAAAAUCAUGAUACAAAUUCUUACGUUGUGUUAAAAGAUACCUCUAGGAAUAUUGAAAUAAUUCCUAGAUCUCUAGACAUACCUACGACGUUACAGUAUAGAGAAGAAGUCAAGGAGAUAGAUCUACAACUACGAGAAAGAGCAAAAGAUGCAAUUAAGUUAGGUAAACAAGUAAGAAACUUGAUUCCAAGAGACGAGGACAGUAAGAGAGAAAACCUUAGCUACAACACUGGAGUUAGUGCACCACCACCUCCAUAUUACGAGCCAAAUAUCGGCUCGUCACCUAUUCAUUGUUUAACAAUUCCUAUUAGUAGGAAAACCUUUAACAGGACAUCCAAAGCAUCUGGUGUUUUGGAAAUGUCUGUUUCAACUUCACAUCAUGAGAUAAAGUACAUUCCAACUGUCAGCUUCAGAAGCACCGAAAUUUCGGCCCAGGAUUUAGCGAGUUGGACAAUAAAUAUCCCAAUUCAUAUGAAAUACAUACCCAUGUCGAACGAUAAGUUGCCAGAAAUCACUAACGUUACUGCAACUUUAGAAAGUUUUUCAUAUAUAUCAGAGAAGUAUAAAUAUCCUAUAGAGAUUGACUUCGAUAUGAUCUUCAACAAUGAUACUGGUGGAAAUUUCGAGUCAUUAGUAUUUGAGCCAUAUCGCAAAUAUUACAAUGAGAUCUUGGAACAACUUAAGCAUACUCAGGACAAUCCCGAAUAUGCUGUUGAUACUAAGUUGUUGGAAAACUUAAGAGCAAUAUUAAGCUGUAGAACGAAAAAGGUAGCUUUUGAUAUCCACAGCUGCAAUAUAAUGAACACAACUAAAUUAAAUUCCAGUGCCAUUCCUUGGACUGCGGAUUAUUUGAAUGCAACUCAAGAUAAGAAUGUUAUGGUAAAUCUUGAUCUUUCGAGAACUGCUGCAAUCAGUAAAACAUUAAAUAUCUCAGCGGUACUAACAAGUGCUCAACUACGAGGAUCAAUGUCAGCUUAUUCAUCUACUCCAUCUUUUGACAAAUAUAACAUAGUUCCAAGUUUUCAAAAUUGCUUUAUGGGGAGAAUCUACUACGUUGAACUAAAACUUGAGAUCCUGAAUGGUAAGAUUACUACUACAAAGAUUCCAAUUACGGUAGUACAUUAG